GUCAUGAAAAUGGCUUGAUACUGAAGAUGCUAGGGCUCUUAAGGACGACACGGAUUAGACGUCCUUUUCUUGUGAUCACUGGCUUGAAAUAUUCUUGAGGCACCUCAAAGAAGUAACAGAGCUUCAAUCAAGCCGUGGCAGCGGACUUAGCAACUGAUUUUUCCCCUCAUGUUUUCUCUUUCCCCUCUUUCUUUCUCCUCCCUUUGCCUUCCUCCUCUUCUAGUACGCAGUGCAAAGAUGAUAAAGAUAGGUAGUAAAUGGCCACUUUCUGUAAGUGUCUAAGCAGAUUCUUAAAGGGCGAGGGAGGUAUCACAGAGAAUUUGAGCCUUGUUAGAAAGAUUAGAUGCUUUCUUUAAGCACCUGAAGAGUCUUUGGGUUGACAGGUAUUUGUAAAUAUGAAGUUACCUAUAAUUCAUCAUGAAGGUUAGAAUAUGUGGGACUUUUUCAAAAACAAGGAAAAUAACUUGAGAGUUUAUAGAGAUUUCUUUAUUUUCUGGUUUGGGAGCAUUCUCAUCCCCUGUGCUUUAACACUGGAGCCAGUCAAUCAUUUCUUUGGGAGCCAUUCAAAUCAUUCCAGGCAUCACUUGGCCAGUGAGCAGGUGAAGUCGGUGGGCACCAGAAUGCUAGCCUGCUCCCAGAAGCACUGCCAUCUGAUGGGAAAGCUGCUGAUGCCAUGCCUUAGCCUCCCUUAUUCUUGCCUCUUACUACAAAUGGGUGUGGGAUUGUGUUCAGAGCCAGUGUGCUGGGAAACCGCUCCCAGGACCAUCUUCAAUAGAGCCUAUGGCCUGGAGAAAAUGGAGACAUCCCUGGCUGCUCUCUGGCUGCUCUGGAGCCCAGUCCACCCUGGUCAGCCCACUUUUCUCAUACCCUGGCUGAGGCAGGGCCUUGCGGAGCCCCAUGACAUUUACCUUAGGGACUUAUUCCUUCCCUGGGCUGCUUUCCAGGUGUGAUAUGUCUUGACUCCUUCCCAAUUUUUUCCUGUCCAGAUGAGACCCCAGCUCUCCAACACAGAAUCUGGUGGCCUUUUGAGACAAGCACAACAGCUCCAACUGGCAGCCUCACUUCCCACCAGUUUAUCCAACUUCUGCCAAGGCUCUGAGAUGCCAACUAUGUCGAGGCCUGCACUUGAUGUCAAGGGUGGCAAUUCAUCUGCAAAGGAGGAUGCCAACCAAGAGAUGAAUUUUCACUCCAACCUGGGAGUGAAAGAUCGCAAAGCAGUAGCCAUCCUGCACUACCCCGGGGUGGCCUCAAAUGGAACCAAGGCCAGUGGGGCUGCCACUGGUUCCUCAGGAUCUCCAUCUCCAAUAGGCUCUCCUACUGCCACCCCUCCCACUAAACCCCCACCCUUCAACCUGCACCCCGCCCCUCACCUGCUGGCCAGUAUGCAGCUGCAGAAACUUAAUAGCCAGUAUCAUGGGAUGGCCACUGCCAUUCAGGGCCAACCCGGGGAGGCAGGGCCCCUGCAAAACUGGGGCUUUGGGGCUCAGGCGGGAGGGGCGGGAUCACUCUCUCCUCCUGCUGGUGCCCAGAGCCCUGCCAUCAUCGAUUCGGACCCAGUGGAUGAAGAAGUGCUGAUGUCACUGGUGGUGGAACUGGGACUGGACCGAGCCAACGAGCUUCCGGAGCUGUGGCUGGGGCAGAAUGAGUUUGACUUCACUGCAGACUUUCCAUCUGGCUGCUGAUGCCAACUGCCCCUAAAGAUGGAGGAAUAAAGCCACAAUUCUGUUGUAAAUAAAAAUAAAAGUUACUUACAAAGAGAUGGGCCAA
Messenger RNA from Condylura cristata (star-nosed mole), 1767 nucleotides. RefSeq names its product Cbp/p300-interacting transactivator, with Glu/Asp-rich carboxy-terminal domain, 1 (gene CITED1). NCBI's taxonomy places the organism in Eukaryota, Metazoa, Chordata, Mammalia, Eulipotyphla, Talpidae. The record is from RefSeq and is a predicted model, not a curated record. Gene Ontology annotation, cellular component: nucleus. The transcript has 3 exons. Gene Ontology annotation, biological process: regulation of DNA-templated transcription; melanocyte differentiation. The coding region runs from base 987 to 1682 and encodes 231 amino acids.